AUGUCUCUUUACACCGUCCUCACCGCAAGCUUGCUUGCGCAAUACGCAAGCGCCUACACCCAAGUCAACGUCCCCUCACCCUUUAUGCAAAAAAACAUCGACCCCAUCGUCUUCCCAGGCUCCUUCGACAAAUCCCAUCUCCACUCCUUCUACGGCUCCGACGCCGUAACCGCCACCACCAAAACAAGCGCCGAGCUCCAAAAAGGCUGCACAAGCGCAGAGGUCGCAGACGACCUAAGCGUCUACUGGGUACCCACCGUCCUCUACACCGCCGACAAUGGAAAAUCCUACCUCCCAGUCCCCGUCUCGCGCUUCAGCGCCUACUACAACCUCGGCGAGACCCCCGCCGAAAUCGCCAUUCCCCAAAACGUGCAAAUGGUCGCCGGCAAAGCCGAAGCAAAAGACAAAGCCAGCAUGGAUCCCAACGCGAAAUCAGAGUGGUUCUGCGAAGGCGACGACCCCGUUGCCAUGGAUGCAAACGGGUUCCCUAGUAAAUCCUGCUCGACCCACCUCCAACAGCUCCUGUACUUCCCGCAAUGCGUCAACCCCGAGACGCUGGCGACAGGCUACAAAGACCGCGCAAACGGCACACCAAACUGGUGCCCGAAAGGCAUGAAGUCGAUGCCCCAGCUGCGCUUCUCGAUCCGCUACGAUCUGCGCAAGGCGCUGCCCAACGGCUGGUCUGGCACUGCGCCCGUCAAGCUCGCGUGCGGCAAUGCGUUUUGCUCGCACGGUGACUUUAUCAAUGGGUGGACGCCCGAGGCCGCCGAGAGUAUGGUUGCCACGACUAAGGAGAAAUAUCAUUUUCUUCCAGUCAAGGGUAAGCUUGCUGCGACGGCGUGCAAGCCAAAGGAUGCGGAUCCUACCCGUGGUACGAGUGAUUAUGCGAAGAGCGUUGCGGCCAUGGCGAAGCGCAGUGUUGCUGCUUGGGGCUGGGAGACGAGGUCGAGACUUGCUCGUUUGGUCAACGGGGAGUGA
Molecule: messenger RNA, 978 nt
Organism: Bipolaris zeicola 26-R-13
Lineage: Eukaryota; Fungi; Ascomycota; Dothideomycetes; Pleosporales; Pleosporaceae
Exons: 1
Coding region: 1-978 (325 amino acids)
Source: RefSeq, a predicted model, not a curated record